Messenger RNA from Pocillopora verrucosa, 2937 nucleotides. RefSeq names its product putative phospholipase B-like 2. Gene Ontology annotation, biological process: phospholipid catabolic process. Lineage: Eukaryota; Metazoa; Cnidaria; Anthozoa; Scleractinia; Pocilloporidae. The record is from RefSeq and is a predicted model, not a curated record. Gene Ontology annotation, cellular component: extracellular region. Gene Ontology annotation, molecular function: glycerophospholipase activity.
ACACAAAAUGGCUCCAUGACGCAGUUGUUUCGGUCUAAUGCGCUUCUGAAGUCAAGCACAAGCCUCUGUAAUCGACAAAUAUGUGGCUGAAACAGAUAGUUACUGCAGUGUUCCUGUUGCUUGCGAGUUUAGCAUACGGAGAUGAUGAGAUAUAUUCAGCUAUUUUGGAGAAGGGAGAAAAAUCUUCUAAUGUAGUAAUCCGGAGAGGAAACUAUGAUGAUCCAGUUGCGAGCGGAAAGCUUAGUGGAAGUAUACAAAAAUCGGGCUGGGAAUUCUUCCAAGUUGUAACCCGUGGUGACUACAAAGACAAGCAGCAAGCAUUGGUUGCUGGCAUGCUGGAGGGCUAUGUGACGUCACAUUUGAUUGACAUGCACUGGCUUAACACGUUGGCUGAUUAUUGCUCAGAGGACCCAGAUUUCUGCUUCUCUCUCGGUGAAUUCCUCGGAGAGAAUCUGUCUUGGAUGAGAUUUCAGAUACAGAACAACCCAACAGAUGAAUACUGGCACCAGGUUGAACUUGUUCUUGAGCAGCUUGAGGGUCUGAAAGAAGGAUACAGAGAAAACAAAAGUAAAGCUGAAGGAGCUGUCAUUCCUGAUUUUGGAUUCCUCUUGAUGCAAGUCGCUGGUGACUUAGAUGGUUUGGAACAAGCUCUCGGUAGGAAAACUCUGAGUAAAAGUUUUGGCACAGGGUCAUGCUCCGCACUUGUCAAGCUGUUGCCUGGCAACAAGGAUCUGCUGAUUUCACAUGACACGUGGGGUUCUUACAACUCUAUGCUACGGCUGUUUAAGUCUUAUAACUUUCCAUUUAAUCGUCAAAGCAUCACAGAUUCCGAUAUCCCUGCCAUUGUACCAGGAAAAAAGCAAUGCUUUUCUUCAUACCCAGGACGGCUCCUGAGUGGAGAUGAUUUCUACAUGAUCAACAGUGGAUUGUUAGUACAAGAGACGACCAUAGACAACGAUAACCCAGCUUUGUGGAAAUACGUUCAACCUGUUGGCACUGUUUUAGAAUGGAUCAGGAACCUGGUGGCUAAUCGCCUUGCCAAUACGGCGCGGGAAUGGGUCGAGAUUUUUUCCAAGUAUAAUAGUGGAACCUACAAUAACCAGUGGAUGGUCGUGAACUAUAAGCAGUUUGUCCCGAAUCAACCGCUUGCGCCCGAUACAUUCUGGGUUCUUGAGCAACUACCAGGAACUGUUAUGAUGGCGGACAUGUCCGAAAUCCUCGACAACGAGCGAUACUGGGCAAGCUACAAUCUACCAUACUUCCCUGAAAUCUACAACUUAAGUGGCCAACCAGAGAAUGUCAAGAAAUACGGUUCAUGGUUUGAUUAUCAUUUGAACCCACGAGCUCAAAUCUUCAAAAGGGACCAAGGAAAAGUGAACGACUUGAGUGGCUUCAUAACGUUAAUGAGAUAUAACGAUUACAAAUACGACAAUCUGUCCAAGUGUUCCUGUUCACCUCCGUACAGUGCUGAGAAUGCUAUAUCAGCCCGCUCCGACCUCAAUCCUGCAAAUGGCUCUUAUCCUUUCAGUUUUUUAGGCCACAGAAACCAUGGAGGCACAGACUGCAAGGUGACCAGUUAUGACCUAUUCAACAAAUCACUGUCGUGUAUGGCGGUCAGCGGUCCCACACAUGACCAGCAGCCUAUCUUUAAAUGGAGCACGUCGGGCUGGAAAAGGCCUAUGGGACAUCCUGACGCCUGGGACUUUGAACCUGUCAUGGUGAAAUUUUCUCCACUCGAGCUUUGAAUAAAAUUGAUUACGUUUUCAAAAACUGAAGAGGCCGGUUAUUUACACAAGGUCUAACCCAAAUCGCGGUCUUACAGAAGCAGUAGGCUUCUGGUAAUCUUUGCGAGAGGGUUUAUAUAAUCAAAUAAAUGUUAUCUCUACUGUUAGCUAUCGGCCCUCUCUACACUGUUCUCAAAAAUAAAUGUUCAGAUGAAAGGUUCGACAAAAUUGAAGGUAAUUUAGGACGCGUUUUUGUUUAACAAGAGAUAAACUUCGUUAAAAUAACUGGCCCUAGUUGUUUCAAGCUCAAGAAGCAUGCCAUGUAAAUAUUUUCUUCAUUGCUUAACACUGAAAAAAUGAAAGUUCUCAAACCAAUAUUGUUUCAGGCCUUUUCUUAAUCUGGGAUAACGAGUUCUAACACUACUUUCCAAAAUUCAGUUGCACGCAAUACAAGUCCGCACAAAUAUCCUAUUGACCUAGUAUAUUUAGCUAGUUGGUGAAAAGUUUUAAAAGUUGCCCUCAUUUUCCUGCAAUUUGAUUGAUUUCUUUAAACAACCCUUAAAAUUUGAUCGGUUGUUUUAGUAAAGCCAUCUCGUUGGCUGGUAAAGAUGCUAUUUAGAGCAUAAAAUGGUGCGAUUUGGCUUGCACCCGUGAGAACCAAUCAGACUGCAAGGAUCAUAAGUUAUUUCACAGUAGACAACCGCGAAACCGCAGUUCAAAGUUUCAAAAAGUUGUUUGACCCCAACCAUCCAUCUCCAUCAAUCAGAUAUGACAAAGAAUACCCAACUAGGAAUUUUUAUCAAACAUGUUCCUAAUGUACCCAAAGCUAUUGCUUUUAUCUGAGGACAUGCACUGUGCGUGCAAAGUUGCUAAAAUGAUUAAUAUCAAAGUUGUUUUUGUUUAUGUCACUCUCAAUCUCAAAUAACAAGCAGAUCACAACAUUUACAAAAGAGAUAUAUUAGCUUUCAAAAGAAACAGCUUUACAUUUGCCGAGAAAUACUGUACCACUUGAAAAUAGCAUAACAUUAGUAGAGACAUCGAGUUAUAUUUUGCAACGCUGUGUAGGAAAAAACAGUUCAUGUUCAACAGAAGUGGUAAGACCAUAACUCUAGUGUUCUGAAGAAACCUCAAAUUAUAAAAAGAUUUCUUGGGUUGGUUGACUGUACAGCCAUAAUCUUGAGGCCACAAUGUCUGCUGAAAAUUUUUGAACACU